Molecule: messenger RNA, 507 nt
Organism: Mycotypha africana
Lineage: Eukaryota; Fungi; Mucoromycota; Mucoromycetes; Mucorales; Mycotyphaceae
Product: vacuolar protein sorting-associated
Exons: 5
Coding region: 1-507 (168 amino acids)
Biological process (GO): protein transport to vacuole involved in ubiquitin-dependent protein catabolic process via the multivesicular body sorting pathway
Cellular component (GO): ESCRT I complex
Molecular function (GO): protein-containing complex binding
Source: RefSeq, a predicted model, not a curated record
AUGGCUGAUUUAUACUCCAUUAUUGUGCUAAUGGAACAUUUAGAAAAAGCAUUUAUUCGAGAUUCCAUAACAGCAGAAGAAUACACUCCACAGUGUGCUAAUCUGAUAGCAAAAUAUAAAACAACAAUGAAUUUUUUAUCAGAAUCUGUGGAUAGCUUAGAAGCAUUUAUGAACGAUUAUAAGUUAUCAUGUCCUGCUGCAGUUAAUCGAUUCAAUAUUGGUGUUCCAGCAACUUAUGAGCAUGCUAUUGGAGACAACAAAAAUGAUGUUGGGAAACAGGCAAAAUAUAUUGCAGAAAGUGUUUUGCAUUUCAUUACUUUGAUGGAUACACUGCGACUGAAUAGAUAUGCAGUCGACGAGUUGCAUCCUAUUUUGGCAGACUUAAUUCAAUCACUCAAUAAUGUACCUGGACUAACAGCGGAAUUUGAAGGAAAACAAAAAAUGGAUCAAGCACAUUCUGAAUUCCACAGGUUACUGAGCGGUGACCAUAAAGUGGAUACGACAUAA